Molecule: messenger RNA, 1738 nt
Organism: Fomitopsis serialis
Lineage: Eukaryota; Fungi; Basidiomycota; Agaricomycetes; Polyporales; Fomitopsidaceae
Product: cytosine-purine permease
Exons: 13
Coding region: 133-1644 (503 amino acids)
Biological process (GO): transmembrane transport
Cellular component (GO): plasma membrane
Molecular function (GO): transmembrane transporter activity
Source: RefSeq, a predicted model, not a curated record
CGCGGUGCGUGGGCAUCUUCCGCUUCGUUUUCCUACAUCAAGCGCCAUCCAUGCCUUCUAUCGGCGCCUCUUUACCUCCGCCCCUCUGGCUUCUUCCCUCAACACCCACCGGGUGCGAAGCACAAAGCGACGAUGGAGACUCCCGUUGAUGAGAAGAAAUCCGACCUCGGCGUGCAAGAGCUCAGCGCCAGUGAGAGGACACCGUCCCUGCACCCUGAGCAACGCGGGUUUUUUGAGAGGGUCACUCACGCGCUGACACGCUGGGGGAUUGAGACGAAUGGCAUUGAUCCCAUCCCUCCUUCCGAAAGGACGGAUGGCAGAUUGUAUCAGCUCUUUUUUGUCUGGUUCACAGCGAACAUGAACGUGCUUGCCUUCGGGACUGGCACCGUAGGACCGGCUUUCUAUGGACUUGGCCUUCGGGAGUCGCUUAUAAUCCUCCUCAUUGUCGAUAUCAUAUCAUGCAUCAUACCGGCUUACUUUGCGGUGUUCGGGCCAAAGCUCGGUAUCCGUUCUAUGGUCCAAGCGCGUUAUACCUGGGGCUACUACGGCGCCAUGCUUCCGAGCGCACUCAACGUCUUCACCAUGGAAGGCUUUCUCAUCUUGAAUACCAUCAUUGGUGGCCAGAUGCUCGCAAGCGUGUCCAGUGGACAUUUGGAUGACACCGUAGGCAUUGUAAUCAUCGCCGUAUUAUCACUGCUGGUGUCGUUCUGUGGAUACAGAGUCAUUCACUGGUACGAGAGCGUCGCCUGGAUACCGAACGUCGUUGCAUUCAUCAUGCUCUUGGGCAUUGGAGGGAAACACCUCUACAACGCUCCCGCUUCCGAACCAAUUUCCGCGUCCGCUGUCAUUACAUUUGCGACUGUAACAGCGUCCAGUGUGAUCAGCUGGUGUACGAUGACAUCUGACUAUGGUGUCUAUCACUCGGCAAGCGCAUCGCAGCUUCGAGUGUUCUUAUAUGCUUACGCUGGUUUCCUGAUCGCCAGUAUCACAGGCCAUAUGUUGGGUGCCGCGUUUGCAGCGGUGGCGCUCUCUGGAAGCGAUGCAACGUGGCAGGCAGGAUUCGACAAUGGCAACAAUGUCGGCGGGCUUUUCGAAGCCAUCCUCUCUCCAGCCGGAGGAUUCGGGAAGUUCAUGACCGCUUUGUGUGCGCUGACAAUCCCGAGCGCUUGUGCACCGACAAUGUACACCUUCUCGUCGAGCUUGAUGACGAUCAGCUAUUACUUCGCGAAGGUGCCAAGAUAUGUGUACGCUACUGUGUCUGCGGCCAUCUUGGUCGGCGUGGGUAUCGUAUGCGCAACACGGUUCUAUACCACGUUCACAGACAUCAUGAGUCUCAUCGGGUACUGGAGUGUCGUUCACGGAGUGAUGAUCCUUGUGGAACACUUCAUCUUCCGCAAGAACGACUUCGACUCGUACGACCUUGGCGCGUGGGAUCAACCCCGCAAGUUGCCUCUUGGUGUGGCUGCCACAUUGGCCUUCUUGUGCGCCUUCGGGAUCAUUAUUCCCAGCAUGGACCAGGCUUGGUAUAUCGGGCCCAUAGCAAAGGCAGGAAGCGGCGACAUAGGCAUCAUCGUGGGUAGCUGUGUCAUAUGCAUUUUGUACCCGUGCUUCAGAGUCGUGGAACGGAGCUUCUGGAAGAAGUGAUUCUAUAAUGACAGUAUCUUAGCGACAGGUGCCGCUUGCGCCCAAAUUACGGAUAAUACUGCAGGUUAGCAAUACAACUUGAAGUUGAACAGCC